This is a messenger RNA of Triticum dicoccoides, 693 nucleotides long. RefSeq names its product putative receptor-like protein kinase At4g00960. The record is from RefSeq and is a predicted model, not a curated record. The coding region runs from base 22 to 693 and encodes 223 amino acids. Gene Ontology annotation, molecular function: protein kinase activity; ATP binding. The transcript is spliced from 5 exons. NCBI's taxonomy places the organism in Eukaryota, Viridiplantae, Streptophyta, Magnoliopsida, Poales, Poaceae. Gene Ontology annotation, biological process: protein phosphorylation.
UCCCACAGGAGGUCGAGAUCAAUGGGACAUCAGAACUUCAUGAGUAUAGAGUUACAACAAAUAGAGGGGAUGACCUCGGAGUUCACACUCCAGCUGUUAGACCAUAUUACAAAUCAUUUUUCUGAGGAGAGCAUAAUUGGCCGUGGUGGGUCUGGAGUAGUUUACAAGGGUGUAUUGGAUAACGGUGAAGAGAUUGCUAUGAAGAAGCUUCAUCAAAUGCCUGGGCUUGACGAGAAGCAAUUUACGAACGAAUUCAACAAUCUUAUGAGAGCGAAACAUAAAAAUAUUAUACGGUUAGUUGGCUAUUGCUACUAUCUAGGACAUGAACGUGUAGAGCACAAAGGAAAAUAUGUUUUUGCUCAUGUGCAAGAAAGACUACUCUGUUAUGAAUACUUGCAAGGUGGAAAUCUCGACCAGCAUCUUUCUGAUGAAUUAUGCGGACUUGACUGGCACACACGGUACAAAAUAAUAAAAGGUGUAUGCGAGGGUUUAAAUUUCCUCCAUACAGGAUCAGAAGAUCCUAUCUGCCACUUGGAUUUAAAACCCGCAAACAUACUGCUGGACAAAGAUAUGACACCAAAAAUUGCAGAUUUUGGUUUGUCCAGACUCUUUGCUUCCGCACAGACCCAUAUCACAACCAAGGGUCUAAUUAAUGCAAUGAAAGUUGGUUAUGGCAUGUUGGUAGCAACCUAG